AUAUGCGGGAGUAUUUCCGUCUAUGGGUCAAAAAUCCACGGGAAUAUGACUCACUGAUCACUAGGUAGACACAGCAAGCUUCGCGAUCGAAUUGCGUACAAGCUGCUCAUACAGUCUUGACUCAUUGAUAAGCUGAUAUUCUCCUGAUGUCGUUCAAAAGAUUUAUAUGCACAGUUUGGCCAAUGAUUUAAAAAUACCUAGGUACAAAUGCAGCAGUAAGUUGAUCACCUGGCUACUGUUGAAUCCGUACGUAACAAGGUUGCAGAAGGCACCACUUAAGGACACAGCAACAUAUCUGUGCAAACAAGCUUAAGGGGAAUUAUACUGAUUCCUCUUCAUACCCACUCACUUUAUUCACAAUGACUCUCAUCCCCUUACAUCUUGAAUUUCUCGACGAUGACAGUCCCUGGGACAUAGGUGUGCACCUCUUCAACGUCUUCAACAACCUUGUUCAACCCUCAGCUUCGCAAAUCUCCCCACGCGAAGCUGCCGAGAAAAUCAACAUGCUUCACCCAGAUAAUGAGAAGGAGGAUGGUUUGUAUCGCGAAGACACGGGAUCGUUUUUCCUCGAGUUGGACGAUAUGCAUGUUAAGUUUGCAUCACAGGUCCCGUAUCAAAGACCAGAGAUGGAUAGAUUAGUUGAACUAUUUUUCGAGAUUCGAAGCUACCCUUGUUCAUAGGGAGCGGAUUGGGUCCAGCCACCAUUGAGGAGUGGUCUCGUGAGUAAAUUUUUGUUUCUAUUACAUUCCCGAAAUUUAAGACUCGAUCGGAACUACGAUCAUUACUAGUACAAGACUGACAGGUAUGUAGAUUACGACGUGCGGGCUAUAACAGUCCGGAAGGAUCAAAACGAGAAGCUCUUCAAAUUUCGAAACUUAUCGAGUUUUCUGGCGCGGUUGGCGAAGGCUGGGUUUGAGGACAGUAAUAUGUUGUAUGCACUGACUGCAUUGCAAAAUGCAUUGGAGUAUGAAUUUGAAGCUUCUGACGCAUCCCAUGUGCUUUCGAGCGACUAUCUCGUACCGAUAGCAGCGGGGUGGAUCAUCAAGGCUGGGGAGUUAAUGCCAUUGAAUGGAGGAAAUAUGGGUGGCUAUGCUAGCCUAGGAGGACCGCUGUGGAAGGGUGAGCCUAAGCUUUUGUUAGAGCGGUGGCAUUUUUGGAUGCGGAGAUUUGAAGUUUUUGGUGACUGUGAGGCGCUGAUGGAGGAGACCAGGAAUAUGGCAAAAGAGGCAGUGGAGAAGAUGAAGUGCAUCGAAGAGCAGAAAUCUAAGAUUAAGGACAAUCAAACGGUUUCGGUGAUGGAUAAUUAAAAUAGAAAUAGUCCUCAGUACCUAUUAAAACACAU
Messenger RNA from Sclerotinia trifoliorum, 1342 nucleotides. The record is from the annotation of a GenBank genome assembly. Lineage: Eukaryota; Fungi; Ascomycota; Leotiomycetes; Helotiales; Sclerotiniaceae.